Messenger RNA from Daldinia caldariorum, 357 nucleotides. RefSeq lists its product as uncharacterized. The record is from RefSeq and is a predicted model, not a curated record. Lineage: Eukaryota; Fungi; Ascomycota; Sordariomycetes; Xylariales; Hypoxylaceae. Bases 1 to 357 code for a protein of 118 amino acids. The transcript is spliced from 2 exons.
AUGCGCGCCCACAAUGCCCUAGACAGCGACGACGCGAAGGAAGCGCAGUGGGAAGCCGCGCGCGGCGCAGCCGUCGGAGCCGUGAAAUGGGGCGCCGCGACCGCCGUCCUGGGCGGAAUUGGUUAUCUCGUGUCGCCGUUGUAUCGCGGGCUGACCAUCCAGUUUAAAGUAUACCUCCAAAUGUCCGGCAUGAUCGUCGGCAGCAUGAUCGAGGCCGACUACCGCAUGAGGCAGUACGAGCAGCACAUACGCAUGCAGCGAAGGAUAGCCCAGAACCGCGCCUUAUGGGCGGACUACGAGAACGAGCUGGCGGAAUUAGAAGACGAGGGGACAUCUUCCGAGAAGAAUAAGAAAUAA